UCUUUUUUUUUUCUAAAAAAAAAAAAAACUUCCUUUCCUUUUCUGUUUCAGAAAUGGAAGAAGAAGAUCAACGCAAAGUCACAGAUCUAGUAAUUGAGCUAGUCCGUCGCUUACUCUCUCAACAAAACCCUCAAAGCCCAAACCCUAACUCUCCUCAUUUCUCCCAAUCUCUUCGUUAUGCUCUCCGCAUUCUCUCCAGCCGUUUAACCCCUUCCGUUUCCCCCGAUGCGGACGCCAUCGCCGAAUCCAUCAAGCGCCGUCUCGCCACUCAAGGUAACUCCUCUGAUGCUCUUACUUUCGCUGAUCUCUACACCAAAUUCGCCUCUAAGAAUGGUCCGGGCAGCGUUAAUAACAAAUGGGCUGUUCUUUAUCUGCUUAAAAUUAUAUCAGAGGACCGAAAAACGGCGAGAAAAGGGAUGGAUUCUUCGAUUUUGUUGCCUAAUUUACGGUUAAAUGAUGAUGAAAUAGGAAAUCAUGUAAGGGUUUUGAAUGUUAAAGAGGAUAGAGAAAAGGGUUGGCAAAAUGGGGUUUUGUUGGUUUCAAAAGACCCCGAAAAUUUACGUGAAAUUUCGUUUAGGGAGUUUGGGAAUUUGGUUAAGGAAGAGAAUGAGGUGACUGAAGAGGUUUUGGUUAGAGAUGUAUUGUAUGCUUGUCAGGGGAUUGAUGGGAAGUAUGUGAAACUUGAUAGUAAUUUAGAUGGUUAUGCUUUAUCGGAUUUAGUUAAGGUACCUAGAGCUACUCGAAUUAUUGUUAGGAAGCUUUGUGAAUUAGGGUGGUUGUUUAGGAAAGUGAAAGGGUAUAUUUCAGAGAGUAUGGAUUGCUUUCCUGCUGAAGAUGUGGGGACUGUGGGCCAGGCAUUUUGUGCUGCUUUGCAGGAUGAGUUAUCAGAGUAUUAUAAGUUAUUGGCUGUGCUAGAGGCUCAGUCCACGAAUCCGAUACCAUUGGUUUCGGGGAAUGCAAGUUCAGGGAAUUAUUUGUCCUUGAGGAGGUUGUCAGUUUGGUUUGCUGAGCCAAUGGUUAAAAUGAGAUUAAUGGCUGUUUUGGUUGAUAAGUGUAAAGUUUUGAGGGGUGGGGCAAUGGCUGGCGCUAUUCAUUUGCAUGCACAGCAUGGUGACCCACUUGUUCAUGACUUCAUGAGGCGAUUGCUUAGGAGGGUUUGCUCUCCGCUUUUUGAAAUGGUGAGGAGUUGGGUUUUGGAAGGGGAAUUGGAGGAUAUUUUUGCUGAGUUCUUUAUCGUGGGGCAACCAGUGAAAGCGGAAUCCCUUUGGAGAGAAGGUUACCGGAUGCAUGCUGGAAUGUUGCCUUCAUUCAUUUCACAGUCUCUUGCUCAACGUAUUCUCAGGACUGGGAAGUCUAUUAAUUUUCUUCGUGUCUGUUGUGAUGACCGAGGUUGGGCUGAUGCUGCAACAGAGGCUGCAGCAGCUGCUGGAACGACAACUAGAAGAGGGAGUCUUGGUUAUGGAGAAACUGGUGCACUUGAAUCUCUGGUCAUGGAAGCUGCCAAGAGAAUUGAUAAGCAUUUGUUGGAUGUCAUAUACAAGAGGUAUAAGUUUAAAGAACAUUGUCUCGCAAUCAAGCGGUAUUUGCUGCUAGGGCAGGGUGAUUUUGUUCAGUACCUGAUGGAUAUUGUUGGGCCAGAGCUUUCUGAGCCUGCUAAUGCUAUUAGUUCCUUCAAGCUAGCUGGACUACUGGAAAGUGCAAUUCGGUCAUCUAAUGCACAGUAUGAUGAUCCUGACAUACUAGAUCGGUUGAGGGUUAAGAUGAUGCCACAUGGCACGGGUGACCGUGGAUGGGAUGUUUUCUCAUUGGAAUAUGAUGCUAGGGUUCCACUAGAUACAGUGUUUACAGAAUCUGUCAUGACAAGGUAUUUAAGAAUUUUUAAUUUUUUGUGGAAGCUUAGACGAGUGGAGCAUGCACUCAUUGGCGCUUGGAAGACUAUGAAACCCAACUGUAUUACUUCUCAUGCAUUCACAAAGCUGCAACGUACAGUAAAAUUGCAAUUGCUUUCAACAUUGAGGCGAUGCCAGGUUCUUUGGGAUGAAAUGAAUCAUUUUGUUACAAACUUGCAAUACUAUAUCAUGUUUGAAGUCUUGGAGGUAUCAUGGUCCAAUUUUUCCAACGAAAUGGAAGUAGCCAAAGAUCUUGAUGAUCUCCUUGCAGCACAUGAGAAGUACCUCCACUCAAUUGUAGAAAAAUCACUCCUAGGUGAAAGAUCACAAACCCUUUACAAGUCACUGUUUGUCCUGUUUGACCUUAUACUACAAUUUAGAAGCCAUGCAGAUCGGUUGUAUGAAGGAAUUCAUGAGUUGCAAGCAAGAACCGUUGAAUCCUCUUUAAACUCUCGAGACAAAACCAAAUCAAGGAGGCAAACAAAGGAUAAAUCUUCAGAGCCAGGGUCUUGGAUUAGUGAAGGCAGGAAAGCCCUAACACAACGUGCUAGUGAAUUCCUUCAAAAUAUGGGACAAGAUCUAGAUGCAUUAGCUACAGAGUAUAAAUCAUUGCUUGAGGGUUUCUUAGCUCAGUUGCCUGUUCAGCAACAUAUAGAUUUGAAAUUCCUCCUCUUUCGGUUAGAUUUCACUGAAUUUUAUACUCGGCAGCAUCCAACUCUGUAAAAGCUGUCUAUACAUUUGGGUUUAAGGAAUUGCUGCUCACAUUUUGAGACAUGAAUGUAGUGCUUCAAUUCGCUAAGGUCAUUUCAGCCACACUGUCACAUGAAUGAACAAUCGCCUGAUAGCCUGGUGACCAUUUAGACUGACCGAUUUGAAUGACAUUGCUUGAUUUUAGAUGGUGUGCUUUCUGAUGGCUUGUUUGGCACUUUGAAGUUGAGUCGAAGGUAUCUUUAUGACUUUGUUUGUGGUGUUCAAUGUUGUAGUGUACACGUUUUGAAUCUGAUAGUCCAAUGAUUCAUUGGUGUUUUCUUACAGCUCUCAGAACUUAUGUCCUAAGCUUGUAUAUCUGUACCAUAUUUCUCUAUUUGUUAAUUGAUGAGCAAUUCAUGUUAUAUGCUUGAUUUUUAUAUCUCUUAUUUAACUUAACUAUUUCUUUGGGCAUACCCUUGGGUAUUUUAUUGUGGCAUUAAGUUGUGGUUUUCAUUGUUGCAAAGCCUGGUUUUUGGAAUUGCUUGUAAGUUUCAUUAGCAACGCAAAAUGUGGUAGCCCCGUGAAUGUGCACAAAGAAGAUUGAGUAUUUUUCAUGAUUUUCUACUUUAAGAGAGCUUUAAUCUACUUGUAAUAUAUGUAACAUCUCUCGUUGCCAUAACGAGAGUGAUUGGUUUUAAAUGUUGGCAUGGAAUAGAGAUCAGUAAGGACUAGAAUUUUGAAGUGUGAAGUAUGACUGACUCUUUGUUCGGGUACUACUUUAGGGCUUGCUCCUUUGACCUUCCUGUCAGGUGCAGAUUCGUUUACAUUUUUUUUAAAUAGUGGGAAAUCAUUAAAAUUAAAAUGUAGCCAGCAGUCUGGCCAGAAUUUAUUGUGGAAAGCAGAUGCUAUUGUCUUGAAAGAGAUGACAUGUUUUUGUUGUGGGACACUAUCACUUCUGUUUUGUUUCCUGUAAAGUUUAGUUUAUUUUUCCAAUGCUGAUGUGUACUUAAUUCUCAGCCAUGGUCUUAAUUUGUUUUCUAUGUUUUCCUUUAGCAUUCCACAGCUGUUAAUAUAUCUGUUAUGGCUACGGUAAAUGUUGCCAUUCAGUGUUGAAUAUUGAGAGUUGCCAAGAAUUUGGGCUUUGUAUGGCAAAGUUCUUCUUAUGGAUCGUGUUUUACACGUAUUUUGUAGAAUACAUAUAAAUACAUGAAUUAUUUUAUCUAUCUCUUGCUUUAAAAUAAAAUAUAAAAAAAGCCUGAAGUUAAUGGAUAAAGUUGCUACCAUUGAACAUUGUAAUCUCAUUCGCCAUUUCUGGAACUGUUUCAGCUUCCUAAGGCAA
This is a messenger RNA of Durio zibethinus, 3918 nucleotides long. It is a transcript of the gene SPC98, whose product is annotated as spindle pole body component 98. Gene Ontology annotation, molecular function: microtubule minus-end binding; gamma-tubulin binding. The record is from RefSeq and is a predicted model, not a curated record. NCBI's taxonomy places the organism in Eukaryota, Viridiplantae, Streptophyta, Magnoliopsida, Malvales, Malvaceae. Gene Ontology annotation, biological process: microtubule nucleation; mitotic cell cycle; spindle assembly. Gene Ontology annotation, cellular component: spindle pole; gamma-tubulin complex; microtubule organizing center.